Messenger RNA from Effrenium voratum, 2258 nucleotides. NCBI's taxonomy places the organism in Eukaryota, Dinophyceae, Suessiales, Symbiodiniaceae. The record is from the annotation of a GenBank genome assembly.
AUGCGCCGGCCAGCGGCGAAGGCAAAGGCGAAGGCAAAGGCCCCCCGCCUGGACAUUGGGCAGCUUGGAUCAUUGAAGCCCGGGACCGGACCGGACAUGAGGCCGCACAUCUACACGCGCUGGCCAGUCAGCCGGUCAGGCUACACCCCGGAGCUGUGGCAGAAGUACGCAGCCAGGGCGGAGGAGCUGAGCCUAAGCACGGCCAUCCGCGGCCGGCAAGAUAGGUUGAGACGCAUGCGCCACAACUACCUCCGCAUCUGCGGUCUGACGCUGUACAAGGAGAUGAUCAUCGACUUGCACAGUCAGCUGCGCAUCAGCUUUGCCAACCUCGAGCUUCCCGAAGAGUUGAGUGUCACUAUGGCCGACGCCGCCGAUGCUGCUCCUGAGCCUGAGCCUGAGUCUGCUGAUGCUGCGGAUGCCGCAAGCUCAGGCGAAGGUGCCACGGAGUCCAUCCUGGACUAUGUCAUAGGCGAGGAAACACUUGGCUGCGUCUCAGAGGGCCCCCUGACAUUUGCGCCGGAGCCGCCGGCUGCAGCCACAAACGAGCGGCCGCCAGCUGGGCCGCAGCUGUCGGCGAUAGCAAAGCGACUGCAGGAGCGUGUGCUGGGCGAAGACGCGCUGCCCAUUAAUGUGCGAAAGACGGUGGCUGAUUCCAUCGGCUUGGGGGACAGUCUUGGCGGAGGUGCUGCGGCUGGUGGCUUGCCCCCCGCGCGUCCUGCCGUCUCUGUGUACCUCUGCACAAGCUGCCUAUGGCGGCAUGAGCAGUUGAAGAUCGCCCUGGUGCCGAACAUCGCCAUGAUCAGCGAGCACACGGCUGCGUAUGGCACCGAAGUGCACUGGGUGAUUAUCACGGCGCCGGGCACAGGGGAGGAAGUGACGCUUCAGGCCCUGCAGGAGUUGAAGGACUGGCCCCGCUUGCAGCAAGUCCGCCUGACGCUGGGCUUUGUUGACACCAGAGCCACCGGCGGCGCCUUCCACAUGUCCUUCGCCAAGAACGCCUCACACAUGCUGGCAAGAAAAGAAGCUGUGUCAAGGGCGGUUAACGAUUGUGACGCAUCCAGCGUCAUCCUCGUUAACCUGGACUGCGACAACAUCAUCGGCCCCAAGUUCCUGCCGGCGCUCCUGGAAACCUUCGCGAACCCCAGGCUGCAGAUUCUCCAAGCGCGAGGAUGGGAGUCUGCGACCACUGGUCGCAUUGCGGUGCGCCUUUCGGCCUUUGAGGCUGUGAACGGCUAUGACGAGGAGCCGGGCGUCUUGGGCUCUGGCUACCAGGCGGGGGGGGAAAGACCUGAGCCAGUUGCAGAAAACAUUGCCGGGCCCCAGGACAUAGACUUCCUCAAGCGGGUGGGUGCGUGGGCGUCAGCCUCCGCCACCCGCAAGGGUGGGGGAGGCUACAGGGCCUCGCUGCAAUGCGGGAAAGGCGCCGCGGCCGCUCACGAUGCCGUGGGCUUUGCCAUAGACAAUGACCUCCACAACAAGGCGCGCGAGAGGGGAGACGCCAAGUUGGACCACGUCUCGAACGAGGCCAAAUACAAAUGGGGGGCGAUGAACGCCCGCAACAUGCAGACAAUGUGCGCAAAGGAAGGAUACUUCCGCAACGCGUAUAAAACCACGCGAGGUGACCCGCCCGUGGGUUGGCCCGUGCAGGCCAUGGUCCACGGCUCAAGGGCCGGAGACCUCUUAGGCAAGGACCUGGCGGCCUUCUUUGCGGUGGUACAGGCCAAGAGUGGGCAGAGGCGCCAGGAAGCCCGAGAUGACCCACUUCGACUGGCGGACAUCAUGAUGGAGACUGCCGGGCUGAAAACGUCCGGGCAGCCAAGCCCAUCUUUGGUCUGCACGGACGUGAGGUGCUUCUACGACCCGAACCGCCCGCAGAGCCGCCAGUCCUGCAAUCACAUCGGCUUGAACGUCAAGAACCUGGCGGCGGUGGCGCGGCGCCCCAAGUGGGGCGACUGGAUUCAGUCCAUGGCUAAGAUUCUGACCCGGCGCCUCCCGGCCAGCGCCAGCGUGGCCAUUGGUGUGUUCUGCAACAAAGGACGCCACCGGUCUGUGAGCUGCGUGUUUCUCCUGGCGCUGGCCCUGCGGAAGCUUGGCUUCACCCACGUCCUGGACUUGCAUCUCAUGGCGCAGCUGUGGCAGUACGGCACGUGCGACAACUGCCAGGAAUGCCGCGCCAACUAUGAUGCCAAGCUGCGCUUGGGCGAUGAGACGGCUAGCGUGUUGCUCCGCGCGCUGCAGGCGCGGGCUGCUGUGCAAAG